GUGUUCACGCACAGGCUGCCUCUAUCCCAGUAAAUGAGAGGUAACCUGAACUCAGUUUGUGGGGGCUCAUUCUUCACCAUGCUCCCUGUCCGUCCACCCAACUCCGCUGGCCCUCUUAUCGCAUGUUGCUCCUCUAACCGGUAGAGGUCGCAGCCUAGCAGCCACAGUGUGCACGGGAACGAAUGGAUGGAUUUGAGCGCUCUCACACGACAAAGCAACAGCGCGUCUGGAAACCGGGAACGGAGCACUGGCAUUUUGGGAGAAACCGUCGACAAGAGCACUUCUGCAUCUUUACCUGCACCACGACCGACUCGGCUCGCUGACAAACAACUUCACUGACCGCUUUUCUUUUUUCUUUUCUUUUCGUUCUUUUUUUUAUACCGACACUGGCACCUUCCCUCUCUGCUCCUCUCUGUCCAAGUGAACUUUAUAGGGAUGUUAUAUCAGAGCACCAUCGCACAGAAUGCCCAGAUAGACAGUGCUGAAGUAAGUGUAGUACGGGUGUGAAGAGCCAGCGACUGGAGAGACUCGGUCUGCUUCCUCCACUUUUGAUCGGUUUAAUACACGCGAGAAAAGCGUGUGUGUAUGUGUUUGUGUGUGUGUGUGCGCAGGAGAGAGAGAGAAGUCGCACAGGUUUUUGGAGCUACGCUUUCAUGCCGUCAGUCUUGCGGACUCUGAGAUGGACGUCAGAUUUUAUCCAGCUCCCCCUUCAAGCGUGGGUUCAUGUACAUUACCGACUGACUCCGGUUUGGACUAUUACCACUCCAACAAGAGCAGAUACGGUGCUGCAGAUCGAGGUGUGAGGCUCUACAGUUCCUUGCCCAUGCGCCCAAACCCUGACGGCAAGAGACUGCCCUCUACUGGGUUUGAUGGUGAAAACAUGUACAUGAAUGAAAACAACCACGAGUUCCUCCCGCCAAACCAGAGCUAUACAGGUCAGACUGGUAGCAGCGGUGGAGGAGGCGGAGGUGGUGGCAACACCAGUGGAAAUGGAGCAGGGGACGAAGACUACGAGAUCCCCCCCAUCACUCCGCCUAACCACCCCGAGCCUCCUCCUCUUCACCUGAUGGAGCAUGACUCUACAGGCUACCUCUGCCACUCGCUGCCACACAAUGGGCUCAUCAACCCGUAUUCCUACCCAGAGCUGCCCACACUCAUGAUGUCUAACAUGCUGGCACAGGACACCCAUCUUGUUUCCAGCCAAAUGCCCUCGAUGCAGGAGAUGGCUAUGCACCACCACCACCACCACCAACAGCAACACCAACACCAGCACCCAGAUGGCGUUCAUUAUGACCCCGCCCGUAACCACCCCAUGAUAAACAGCUCACCUCCGAUACUGCCCAACCCCAUGAGUGCACUGUCCCAGCUAAAUCCUCAGGUCAGCCGGAGUUCACUGCCUCAUGGCUCCCCCUCACCUCCCGGAAGUAAAUCAGCCACACCCUCCCCCUCAAGCUCCAAUCAGGAAGAGGAGACUGAUCCUCAUUCGAAGAUGGUAAUCCAGAUCACGGGUGAGAAGCGGCCAUCUUCUGAGAUGAUGAAGCCCAAGCCCAAACCCCAGAAAAAGAAGAAGAAGAAAGAUCCCAAUGAGCCUACAAAGCCUGUGUCAGCCUAUGCCUUGUUCUUCAGAGACACCCAGGCAGCCAUUAAGGGACAGAAUCCCAAUGCCACCUUUGGGGACGUAUCCAAGAUAGUAGCCUCCAUGUGGGACGGGCUGGGAGAGGAGCAAAAACAGAGCUACAAGAGGAAAACAGAGGCAGCUAAGAAGGAGUACCUGAAAGCCCUGGCCGCCUACAGAGCCAGUCUGGUUUCCAAGACAUAUAAUGACCCGGUGGAGACAAAAAGUGUCCAAACAAGCCAGGCUUCUCCACAUAUGAUGCCAGCCAACCCGCCCCUGUACAGUGUGCCACCUCCCCCCCAGCCAUCGUCGCCCUACCUGGGGCCCGGGGCCUUUCCUCUCACCGACCUGCAGAGUUACGCAGGACACGCCCCUCGUCACACUUUGUCGCAGACGCUCAGCCAAUCACAGAUGCUGCCAAGCAUUAGUGCCUCUCCCCCUUCCUCCUUUCAGAUCAGCCCACCCCUUCACCCCCACCAGCAGCUCUCCCUGCACCAGAGCUCAAUCCUCAACCAGCCUAUCCGCAUGCAGCAGGUCCAAUCCCAGCCAAUCAUCUCUCACCAGAUGGGGCUGCAGGCCUCACUUCACUCACCACCUCCUGGGCAGCAGGGUUUUCCCCACCUCCAGUCAGAUUAUCAGAAGGCCAUUGGAGGUUCCCAGUCUCCAGGAGCCCCUGGCCCUGGCUCUGGUCCUGGAGUGGCUCAGAGUCAUGACUGGGACAGUGAAUAUUGCAAUCGGGAGUGUGGCAACCACUGCAGGUCAGUGAAAGCAGACAAAUCACUGCAAUUUAUCAAAACCCACAGACUUGAAAGGCAUUUGGAAAGGAUACAAAAUGAAUUGAGCUCAACAAACUGUUAUUUACUCUUUAAAAAAAAAAAAGAUUAUGGGUCUUCAUUGGUAACUUUUUUCCCCUACUGAAUUUGUCAUAAAGAUAUGGCCAUAUGCGAGUACUAGAUGAGAACUUGCUUAGAAAUAAGCAUAGCCUAUAUAGUCAUGUCAGAUGUCUCUCCUACUGCUAUCUCAAUACAAGUGUUGAAAAGUGACAACUCUGUUCCAGUGAGACAGCUGGAGAGGUAAUGUCGAAAUAAUAGAGCUUGUCAUGUGUUUGUAAGACAGCAGUUAAAAAAAAAAAAAAAAAAAGACAGAUGUUCCUAACAGAAGUUUUCAUUGUUACUGUACUGAGCAGUUUGGUGGACUGUGCAGUCCUGCAGCACACACUCAUCAUGCUAAAGUACUAUGAUAGGUUUUAUUUUAAGGUAAGUAAGGUAGAAGCUGAGAGAAUGGGCAUUUUUCCUUAAAUUGAGGCCAUUUGGAAAUAAAAAGUAUUUGCAAUCAGAAGAAAAUAUCCCUCCUAUUGUUCUGUUCUUUUAUAUUUGAGUCCUUUUUAUCCUUAGCAUUGUGUUCAACCUGUGUUUGUCUUUUUUGUU
Messenger RNA from Monopterus albus (swamp eel), 3042 nucleotides. It is a transcript of the gene tox2, whose product is annotated as TOX high mobility group box family member 2. The transcript has 9 exons. Gene Ontology annotation, biological process: regulation of transcription by RNA polymerase II. Gene Ontology annotation, cellular component: nucleus. NCBI's taxonomy places the organism in Eukaryota, Metazoa, Chordata, Actinopteri, Synbranchiformes, Synbranchidae. The record is from RefSeq and is a predicted model, not a curated record. Gene Ontology annotation, molecular function: chromatin DNA binding. Bases 680 to 2533 code for a protein of 617 amino acids.